Messenger RNA from Paramecium octaurelia, 3522 nucleotides. Lineage: Eukaryota; Ciliophora; Oligohymenophorea; Peniculida; Parameciidae. The record is from the annotation of a GenBank genome assembly.
AUGAAACAGAUAUGCCUGCUUCAUUAUUUCAAAUAACUGAGGUAGAACUAUAUUUAGAUACACCUAGUAUUGGUGUACCAACAUUUAUGGGUGUGGCAUUUAGACCCAAAAAUAUAUAAAUAGAUACACUUAUUAGAAUUGAAUUAGGAUUCUUAAGUUAUGAUUAAUUAAAUUGUUAAGUAUUUUAACUUGAAAUAGAUACAUUAAUGCCUUCAUUAUCAUUUUCACAUUAUUCAUAUGACUCUUAAAAUCUUUAUUUUUAUUCAAACAAAUACAAACCUGAUCAAAUUUAAUAUAAAUAUAGUGUCAAUUGCACUGGAAUAACAAUCUUAUAGACUACUAAUAAAAUAUUUAGAGUUGUAUAUGAAGAUUUAUAUCAUACAAUAAUUUAAUAUUUUCAAACCAGUUAACCACCAAGGUUACCUACUGAUGCUUAGACUUAAUAGGCUUCAUUAUAGAUUGUGAAAAAUAUAGAAUUGAUAUCCAAGAAAUUUAAUAAUCCUUUAGUUAGUAGUAUUAUAUAGAUCAAAAUUGUUCCUAUUUAUGGAAUUUAUCGAGUAUUAAUAGAAUUUCCAUAUUCUUAUACUACAACUGUAAUUAAAUGUGUAAUAAAUGAAACAUCUUCUGUAUUUUGUGAUUAAGAUUCUCUUAAUCCAAAAAGGUUGAUAAUUUAUUUAACAAAAUAUCAUGAUAGUGAAUUAAUUAAAGAUCCAUUUAAUCUCACUAUUUAUGGGAUGAUUAACCCAUACGAAUUAAAAUACAAUAGUCGAAUAUGUGUAAUUUUGGAUGAUGAUAAUAUAUUAACACCGUUACUGUUUGGGAAUGAAGAUAAUUUAAAUGGGAUAUCAUAAUUUGAAUAUCUUGAUGACUAUGUCAAUACCAAUAUUUACAAGCAAUUAUCAACUAGUGAUUUUAGAUUUUCGCAAUCUUAAGCUAGGGCUUAUGAUUAAUAUUUAAUUGGUAAUAUUACUUUUUCUAUGGGAAGUAUUAACGAAAUAAAUAAAUUAUAUUUGCGAAUAUCAGAUUAAUAUACAAUAUAUGAUUUAAAUUGUUAACUUAUAAAAUUAGGUGAUCAGCAAUUGAAUAAUUAUAUUAGUGCAUGCAAAUAAAAUUAAAAUUAUAUUGAGAUGGAUCUGAUUACAGAUACAGGCAAUAUUAGAUUUAGUCAACAAUAUUAUUUAAAUAUAUCAAAUUUCAGAACCUAAGAUUUAAUAUCAAUAGAAUAAUAUGCGGUUUUGUAACCUAUGAUUUAACUCUUCUUAGCAUAAGAUGAUAAUAUAAUUUCACUAGAAAAUUAAGUUAAUGGAUAAUUUGUAAUGAAAAAUUAAAAAAUACCAUUUUACUGGUACAAUCGAGAUGCAGAUGAUUAAUUUACUCGAUUAGAAGUGCAACCAGGAUUUGAGGAUACAAAGGCUUAUAAAAUAUAUCUGAAUCAUUUUGGACUUGAAAGAUUGUAUUUAGGUCUAGGAGAUGUUUCAGAUAGAUUCAAUUGUACAAUCAACUUAUAAUUACCAACAAUCCAUGAAGAUAUUAUCGUCUUUGGUUAGAGCAGUAAAUAUGCUAAACAAUCUUUUAGUAGUUAGGCUAUUACACAACCUAAAUACAUUGUCAAAUCAAUGACUGAUGAUACUUUCUAUGAAACAAUUAAGGAUACUGAAUUAAUAAUUAAUCCUGGAGAUAGUGGAUUCAUAUUCAAUAUUGCCUCAAAAUCAUUAAUUAAUAUCAAAAUUAGAGUUCAAAUAAAUUAUACUAUUUCAUUUCCUGAUCGUAAUUCAUGGAAUCCCAUUUAUUAUUAUAAUCCAUUUACUGAAAUUCCUGUCUUAUACUUAGAAAUUAUUAAUAAAGGUUGUGAACUAAUUCCUCAAAAGUCUACAUACGAUUUACCAGUAAAUGGUUAUACGCAUCCUAUAAUAAUCGAUGCAUCCGAAUGCAUACCUAUUGUUGAUACCAAACUGAAUGUUACUAUUCAAGAUAACAAUAAAUUAUAAUUAGUUCCUAUUUAAAUGAGUAUUUCAAGAUAUAGAUUUGAACUUAUUAAAAGAACAACUCGAAAGGCUCCUGAAUAUAGCUAUAUUUUUUAAAUCAAAGCCACCAAUGAAACUAUUGCAGGAAUUAUUACUUAAAUAUUAGUUAAUAACAUACCAAUCUCUAUAUCUGCAAUAUUAUAGUAUACAGAAUAACCCAAAGCAACUCCAUUGAAGGGAUUAUACAGUUAAAGCUCAAACACUAUUUCUUUAUCUAUGGCAUGUUCUUAACCUUCUGAAAUUUUACUUGUAAUUGGAAUUGAUGAAAUUACAGACGAAUCAUUCGAAAAAUUAAAAUCUAAUUCAAUUUCUAACGAACUCACAGGAGAUUAUGAUUUAUUUAAAUUAUAACCUGAAAAUUCAACCUUACAAUAGGAGAGCAGUUACCUUCUCAAAUACGAGAUACAACCUUCAAAUUUAAUCAUGGAUAUUUAUAAUAAUAGGAUUGGAAAUCAAAUUACUUAUAACGAUUAUGACAUUGUAAGCUAAGUAAAUUAGUCUCUAAUCAAAGACAAUUCUUAUAAAACAUUGAUGAAUUCUAUAAGGAGAAUGAUGAUUAAUAGGUUAAGUUUGCUUGACAAAACAAGUCAACUUCAUCUACAACGAAUCUAAUCUAAAUUAAAUUAUUUUGACACUGCAGUUACAUUCACUCUCUCCAAUAUGAAAUAUAAUACAAAAUAUUCUUUUGGGUAUUACUGUAAAAAUUUAAAUGGAAAUACAUCAGAAAUUUCAACAAACUUUCAAUAUAUAGCUAAUGAAACUUCAAUGAAUAAUAAAACAGUGAGUAAAAUGUUAUCAUUAAAAUUUAAGUAAAAAAUAUCCUCUUAGUAAGAAAAUACUAUUCUUUGUGCCUUAGCAUAAUAUUUAUCAAUUAACUAUUAUUAAGUGCUAUCUAGAGAAUGCAAAUAAUGUAGAUUUUCAAAUAUUCAUUAUGAUAAAAUAAAUUACACAUAAUAUUUACAAUUAAUUCAAGAUUUUGUUCCAUUUGAAAAUAGAUCUGCGACAGAAAAAUAAAAAUAUUUAGAUAAUUUGUAUACAAUGAAAAUUUAUUUUAAUAACUAUCCUUCCUCAAAUGGUUAAAACUUUGAUAUUACAUAAAAGAUUGACAAAUCAAUGAAUUUAACAAAUGAAACAAUGUUAAGUAUUAUUAAUGUCACAGAUGAUUUCUCACUUACCUUUAAUUAUGAAAGCUUUUUGUAUUAAGAAUUGAAACCAACAAAAAGAUCUAAUGUUGAAUUAGCAACAUAAUUAGUUCUACUAAAUUAUGAAUUCAAAACUAUUAGUUUGGAUAUUACAAUAAAGGCUAAUCAAGAUGUUCUUGGAAUUGUAGGAUUGCAUGUAUAAAUGUAAUUCAUAUUUUUAGAAAAUUGAACCAAUUUUUGAAAAUGUAAUUAAACAUCCUACUGGCAUCAUGCUUAGAAGAGGCAUUUUAAGUACUUUCAGCAAUAUAUCCGAAGGAGUCUAAUUUNUAUAUUUUUUAAAUCAAAGCCACCAAUGA